AUGUACUCGGCGUCGCCGCCGCCGCCGCGACGGGACUUCAUCUCGGUGACGCUGAGCCCCGCGGAGGCGGCGGGGGCAGGCGGCUACAACAACAGCAAGGCCUGGAGGAGGCGCUCCUGCUGGAGGAAAUGGAAGCAGCUUUCUCGACUACAGCGGAGUGUAAUUCUCUUCCUGUUUGCCUUCUUGGCAGUCUGUGGAGUCAUUUCAUACACAAACAUGGGGGAACAGUGGAAAAGUCUAACGAACAAAUCAUCAGAAGAUCAGAAGACAGAACUAGAGAUCCCUGGAUUGAAACCAGCAAAUCCAGCUGUUUUACCAGCACCGCAGAAAGCAGAUGCCAACUACCCGGAGCUUUCACCUCAGAAACAUUCAAAGCCUCCUCAUGUCCGACGUGGUCCUCCUAAUCUGCAGAUCAGACCGCCACGGAGAGAUGCAAGGGUAAAGGCCCAAGAUGUUGCUGGCAAGACUGAGGAAGAACCUGGCCAGGCUGAUAAAGAAGAGAAAACAGAAAAGUCCAUUAUUAGUUGGAGAGGAGCAGUGAUAGAACCUGACCAAAGCACUGAACCUCCUUCCAGUAAAAUAAAGGAACCAGAAAAAACAUCAUCUGUGGAAGUGGAAGAUCAGAAAGAGCCAGUGCCCAUAAAUGAACGUCAGAUGGCUGUGAUAGAAGCAUUCCGCCAUGCAUGGAAAGGUUAUAAAGAGUUUGCCUGGGGACAUGAUGAACUGAAGCCUUUGUCCAAAUCCUACAGCGAGUGGUUUGGACUCGGUCUUACGUUAAUUGAUGCAUUGGAUACCAUGUGGAUUUUGGGCUUAAAAGAAGAGUUUGAAGAAGCAAAGAAAUGGGUGGCAACUGACUUACUGCUUGAUAAGAAUGUGGAUGUGAACCUCUUUGAGAGCACCAUUCGUAUUCUGGGGGGUUUGCUGAGCGCCUACCACUUAUCUGGAGAUAGCCUCUUCCUGGAAAAAGCUAAAGACAUUGGGAGCAGGCUUAUGCCAGCAUUCAACACACCAUCCAGGAUACCAUACUCAGAUGUAAACAUUGGCCGAGGCACUGCCCACCCACCUCGUUGGACGUCUGACAGCACCGUGGCAGAGGUGACCAGUAUUCAACUGGAGUUUAGGGAGCUCUCUCGUCUCACUGGAGAUGAGAAAUUCCAGAAAGCAGUAGAUGCGGUGAUGAAGCAUGUACACUCUCUCUCAGGGAAGAAUGAUGGGCUGGUGCCCAUGUUCAUAAACACCAACAGUGGGCAGUUCACUCACCUGGGUGUCUACACUCUGGGAGCCAGAGCUGACAGCUACUAUGAAUAUUUGCUCAAGCAAUGGAUCCAGGGUGGGAAGAAAGAAAAUGAACUGUUGGAAGAUUACAUGAGAGCUAUAGAAGGGGUGAAAAAGCAUUUACUUCGGACAUCACAACCCAAGAAGCUUACUUUUGUAGGUGAACUUGCUCACGGCCAUUUCAGUGCCAAGAUGGAUCAUCUAGUUUGCUUCUUACCUGGGACACUGGCUCUUGGAGCUCACAAUGGGCUGACUGCUGAUCACAUGGAGCUGGCCAAAGCCCUCAUAGAAACUUGUUACCAGAUGUAUGUUCAGGUAGAGACAGGCCUGAGCCCAGAGAUUGUACACUUCAAUCUCCAUGCACAAAAGGACCGCAAGGAUGUGGAGAUCAAGCCUGCAGAUAGGCACAACCUGCUGCGACCUGAAACUGUGGAAAGCCUGUUCUACCUGUACAGAUUCACGGGGGAUAAGAAAUACCAAGACUGGGGCUGGGAGAUCUUGCAGAACUUCAAUAAGUAUACACGGGUUCCUUCAGGUGGUUACACUUCCAUUAACAACGUCCAGAACCCCAGUAACCCAGAGCCAAGAGAUAAGAUGGAAAGCUUCUUUCUUGGGGAAACACUCAAGUAUAUGUUUCUGCUGUUUUCGGAUGACGUAGACCUAAUCAACCUUGACAAAUAUGUAUUUAACACAGAAGCUCAUCCCCUUCCUAUCUGGGCACCAGCAUAGAAGU
This is a messenger RNA of Emys orbicularis (European pond turtle), 2008 nucleotides long. It is a transcript of the gene MAN1B1, whose product is annotated as mannosidase alpha class 1B member 1. Gene Ontology annotation, molecular function: calcium ion binding; mannosyl-oligosaccharide 1,2-alpha-mannosidase activity. Gene Ontology annotation, biological process: carbohydrate metabolic process; mannose trimming involved in glycoprotein ERAD pathway. Gene Ontology annotation, cellular component: membrane; endoplasmic reticulum. The transcript is spliced from 13 exons. Lineage: Eukaryota; Metazoa; Chordata; Testudines; Emydidae. The record is from RefSeq and is a predicted model, not a curated record. Bases 1 to 2004 code for a protein of 667 amino acids.